Molecule: messenger RNA, 484 nt
Organism: Pocillopora meandrina
Lineage: Eukaryota; Metazoa; Cnidaria; Anthozoa; Scleractinia; Pocilloporidae
Source: the annotation of a GenBank genome assembly
AUGUUGCAAGUACUGCUGCUGUUUUUUAUUCCACCGUGGCUUCUACUAGAUCUACCCUUUAAAGUGCAACAUAUUUAUUCCGAACUUUAUACUUUUAGUAAGUGCAAGGCAUACACUAGUUUAACUGGAAAAAGCCUGUUUUCGGUAAUAUGUUUUUAUGUUUUCUGCCAGUUGCUACUAUCUGGAUUUUUCGCCUUUAAUGUACGGAAAAUUCUUGAACAUUUUAGUGAGGCAAAGCGGACAGCUUUUUUCGCUGUACAUAUUUCUGUUGUCCUUGCUUUGUUUUCACCCAGUGGAGUAGUCUAUCGAUGGAUGGUAUGUAACGGUUGUGGACUGUGUCACAACUCUGUUGAGUGCGUAUGGUUUCCUUGGUUGCAUAUUUUUGCCCAAAAUGUACAUCCUACUAUUCAGACCGGAUCUAAACGCCUUGGCCAACAUUAGACAAGAAGUCACUCAGUUCUCGUUUGGUUCGAAUCGUGUUCGU